Messenger RNA from Alosa alosa (allis shad), 2778 nucleotides. RefSeq names its product claudin 19 (gene cldn19). Bases 603 to 1259 code for a protein of 218 amino acids. Gene Ontology annotation, molecular function: structural molecule activity. The transcript has 5 exons. The record is from RefSeq and is a predicted model, not a curated record. Lineage: Eukaryota; Metazoa; Chordata; Actinopteri; Clupeiformes; Clupeidae. Gene Ontology annotation, cellular component: bicellular tight junction; plasma membrane. Gene Ontology annotation, biological process: bicellular tight junction assembly; cell adhesion.
UCUCUGUCAUUGUACAGCCCCCCGAGCUCAGCCCAGACCUACUGGAGUGUGAGGAGGAGAGCUAUGCAGACUGGAGCUCAGCCCAGAGCCAGUGCCUGACGGCAAUCGAGGCCACCCACAACCACUUCUCCUCAGCAACCUCUGGGCAACAGGGAAACCUGCGCUAACGGCCACCCCCAUCUCAACCCAUCCUCUCUAGACUGUAGAGGUCAAGGUGGUCCUCCUGCUAGUGACAGGUCCUGGGGAUGAUUGCGGACUCCUCCAAAUGACAGGGACUGUCGUGGCGACGAGCAACACUGAGAGGAACUGGCUUCUUGUGAAGAGUGAAAGCUUAAGGGAACCAGCCACUGUUCGCUUGUUGACCUUGGGAGCAGAGACAGGCUCAGUGUGUCACCUGGACGUCUGUUGCCUUUAGUGCAACUAGACAAAACAAAGAGUUCUUGACAGAGUAAUUGACUGAACCUGAGAAGAGCUUUGGUGGACAAUAUCAGGUGUCUUUGGAAGAAAGAAAAGAGAAAUAUUUGAAGGGUGAGUAAAAGGUAUCUUCAGCCUGACAGAGUGAGAAAAAAGGCUAUAAGUGCUAGGUAGGACAGACAGCUAGAAUGGCAAACUCUGGAUUUCAGCUCCUGGGCUACUUCUUGGCCCUGGGAGGGUGGAUUGGCAUCAUCUCGACCACGGCGCUACCCCAAUGGAAACAGUCGUCCUACGCGGGAGACGCCAUCAUCAUGGCAGUGGGUCUGUACGAGGGCCUCUGGAUGUCCUGUGCAUCUCAGAGCACAGGACAGGUGCAGUGCAAGAUCUUCGACUCCCUUCUAUCUCUGGAUGUGCACAUCCAGACGUGCCGUGCCUUGAUGGUCAUCUCAGUGUUGAUGGGCUUCAUUGGCAUCAUUGUCAGCGUCGUAGGCAUGAAGUGCACCAAAGUUGGCGAUAACAACCCGCAGACCAAGAGCCGCAUCGCUGUCUCUGGAGGAGUUCUCUUCCUGCUGGCCGGAUUGUGUACACUUGUAUCUGUGUCCUGGUAUGCUACGCAAGUCUCCUACCACUUCUUUGACCCCAGCACCCCUGUGAAUGCCAGGUAUGAAUUUGGCUCUGCACUUUUUGUGGGGUGGGCAGCAGCCAGCCUGACCAUUUUGGGUGGAUCCUUCCUCUGCUGUUCCUGUUCCAACGAAGACAGGAGGGGGCAGCAGUACUACCGGCAAUCGCAGCCUUCCACAGCCAGGGAGGCUGAAUUGUUGAGUGAGACUAGUUUUCCCGACUGACCAACCCCCCCAGCCUUUUUUCGAAGACUGUUCCGAGCUCCACUGUCUGUUUCCAUCCCCCUCUGCUCCUCCUUCCUUCACUCAAAACUGGGAGCCUUGUCACUCUGCUAUAGAACAUUUGUGCUCCCUCUCCCUCCUUGAGAUGUGUUUUUUCUGUUUAUUUCCGCAUGUGAUAUUUAAGUAAGGUUGGAAAAUGUUAUCCUGCACCUGUAAUAACCUUUCCCACUGAAACCCUGCCUCUGUAAAUAUGAUUUCUUUAGGAUAUAUAUCUGUGUAAGCACCCUGUAUGACAGGGCAUUCUACCUGCAUGUGUAUACAUGACUGGUGAAAAAAAGUGUGUGUUUUGUUUUCUCUUCCUGUUUAUGUAAGCCUGUAUGAUUCAAGUCAUGUGAUCUUCAGAUGAAGCACUAUGACUUCUGAGAUUAGAUGUGACUUUCCUUUCAUUUUGGGUUUCUGUGUUUUAUUUGUCCAGUUUGUUGGGUUUCUGUUUCAAGUGUACACUCACUUAAACAUGUUCUUUUCUUUUAAAUUGCAGACCAAAUGUUAAAAGUUCUCCACCAGACAAAGGGGAGCAGUACUUAUAGUUUGGGAGAGUGAACCACAACGCUGACUCACACACUGUUAGAGACACUCUCUUUAGGCACAAAGGAUAAGAGAAUUGAGAAAAUGUAAGGUGUAGAAAUACCAUACAUGUCUUGUUGUAAAAGCUUAAUACAUUCUAGAACCACUGUACUGUACAACAUUACUUUUUUAUGAGUGAUGUGCUUGAUAAGCAAUUCAGUGGUGUAUGCAGUGGUUAUUUGGUUUAGAACUUUCUAAAUAUAUAUCUACAUUAAUUGGGCUAUGUGACAAACGUGCCUUAUGAAGACUCAUUAGAAAUGUAAAGUAAAGUGGCAUUUGGGUGCAACUUCUUUCAGGGUAAACAGUGAUGAAACAAGCAUGCAAAUCUGUUACAUUAUUUUGUUGUAUUGUAAUUCCCAUCAAGUUAAAUGGUUAUGUUUUGUUUUAUUUUUGCUAAUUGCCAUCACUCAGAACUUGUAAAGCCUAUCUGGAGCGCAUGUUCUUUUGUGUUGUUAAAAGCAACUAUAAUCAUGUUUUGUUUGUGCAUUAAAUGUAGAAACACAAAAGAUGUGUUGCCUUCAAUUUAAGUAGUUUAUGGAAGUGCAUAGCCAAACACCUGUAAGAAUUAGCAGUAUUUCAGAAAAGUGAGCCAACUUUUAAAACAAACCCCACUUGGAUUACUUUGGAUUAUUAUUACACAGAGUUCCAUGGUGCAGAUAUGAUUUGUGUUGAUGAAUGACAGAUACAUUCAACAUGCAUUGAAAGGCACUGUUGACUGAAGAAGCUUUGUCACGUAGUGGGGUCAACUAUGUAACGGCCAAUUUUGUGGAAUGUAAUCCCAGAUAUUUUAGUUGCAUACGUCAUAGAACAUUCUAAUAUUCACCAUUGUGUAUCAUCUCAUAUAAACUGUUAUCAUCUCUGUUUAUCUGUUUUGACAUAAAUAAAUACAUGAAAAUUG